AUGAGAGGUUCCAUAUCGUCUUGCGCCGAAGAGGUACCACAAACAAACGAUACGUAUACAGGACUGGCUGGUGUGGUUGUAGCCAGCGAGAUACAGGACCAACAAGAGGAAUGUAGAAGAUUGUCGUACGGAUCAACGAGCUCGACGUCAAAGAUAGGCAAUGUUGGCGUCCAUGCCAGAGAAUUUGAAAGCGAAACAGAUGGAUUGAUCACUGGAGACCAGCAAAAACCCGAAUUCUGCGCUGCGAAAAUCCAAAUUAUCAUGACUUCGAUGUAUCUGGGCAUUUUCCUCGCGGCUCUCGAUGGCACCAUCGUUUCUACGCUUAUGACUCACAUAGCAUCUGAAUUUCAGGCGCUACCUAACAUCUCGUGGAUUGCUACAGGGUAUCUGCUGUCCACCUCGUGUUUCCAGCCGUUGUACGGGAAAAUAUCGGAUGUGUUGGGUCGCAAACCUAUGCUUGUGUUCAGUAACGUUCUUUUUGGCCUGGGGUGUUUGAUCUGUGGAUGCAGCAACAAUUUGUGGUUUCUGGUCACUGGCCGUUUUGUCACCGGUAUUGGAGGAGGCGGUUUGACCUCUUUGGCCAGCAUAACUACCAGUGACAUUGUGCCGCUACGUGACCGUGCCCUUUACCAGGGAAUGUGCAACUUGUUUUUUGCGAUAGGUACUAGUUGUGGUGGUUUGGUUGGUGGGUUUUUCGGCGAACACGGUGGUGGUUGGCGUGUAGCAUUUUGGAUCCAGAUCCCGGUCUGCAUCGUUAGUUGCAUCCUGAUCAUCGCAUAUUUGGAUUUACCACCUCGUCAUCCAAAUGGAGGCGAACUGCAAACCUCGUACAAGCAAAGAUUGCAAAAACUCGACUGGCAAGGUGCCAUUUCGCUUGUGACAGCGCUGUUUUUGUUCAUGCUUACUUCUUCGCUUGGUGGAAAAGAGAUUCCUUACAACUCUAAACUUUUCCUAUUGUUGUGCAUCCUAACGGUGAUUGCCGGCGCGGUAUUUGUGGGUAUCGAAACGUAUCUCACGUCAGACCCAAUUUUGCCCGUAUCCUUUCUGAAGGACAGAUCGGUAUGCGCCGGUAGCUUAGCAAACUUCUUUUGCGUUAUGGGGAUGAUCACGGUAAACUUCUACUUACCAAUUUACUAUGCAAGUGUUAUGAAUAUGGGCCCAACCGAUGUGGGGAAAAGAUCUGUACCCAGUUUCAUCAGCAUUGCCCUUGGAUCCUUGGGGGCCGGUUACUACAUGAAAAGAACUGGCAAAUACUAUUGGUUUACACUACUAGGAUGUUUGAUAGUGAUCCUAGGUCUCCUACAGGUUAAUUUCAUCAGUGCUACUACGCCUGUAUGGCAACAGUAUUUGUUGCAAGUGACCCCUGGGCUGGGUGUAUCUAUCUUGAUUACCGUGACAUUACUUGCGAUGAUCGCAGCGGUACCACAUGAGCAUCAAGCGGCUACCACGUCUAUCUCAUACGCGUUUAGAUCGACAGGUUGUACUCUGGGUGUUUCUCUUGGUGCUGCUAUAUUCGGUAAUCGUCUCAACAACCAGCUUGAUGUCAAAGUAUUGAGUUUGGUGUCUGAAGAGCAUUCUGAGGCUGAGCUACGAAUGAUAAUUUCUAAAGCUGCUCAUUCAGCAGAAUGGAUACAUCGAGAGGCUCCGCACUUUGUGCAGGCGACGCUAAUCGAAUGCUACCAUUAUGCUUGCAAAGCGACUUUCAAGUUCUGCCUUGUUGUUGCGAUAUUAGCUUCGAUCAGUUGCAUUUUCAUUAAAGAACACAGACUGCAUACGUCGAUCAGUCGGGACAAGUAG
Molecule: messenger RNA, 1797 nt
Organism: Lachancea lanzarotensis
Lineage: Eukaryota; Fungi; Ascomycota; Saccharomycetes; Saccharomycetales; Saccharomycetaceae
Gene: VBA4
Product: LALA0S07e06040g1_1
Exons: 1
Coding region: 1-1797 (598 amino acids)
Biological process (GO): transmembrane transport; basic amino acid transport
Cellular component (GO): fungal-type vacuole membrane
Molecular function (GO): basic amino acid transmembrane transporter activity
Source: RefSeq, a predicted model, not a curated record